Messenger RNA from Nicotiana tabacum (common tobacco), 757 nucleotides. Lineage: Eukaryota; Viridiplantae; Streptophyta; Magnoliopsida; Solanales; Solanaceae. The record is from RefSeq and is a predicted model, not a curated record.
CUUGAGGCACUUGAUAACAAUCCUGACAUUGAUCGGAACGAAACGUUAGGACAUUUUAUUCAGUCACAUGGCUAUUCGGAGUUAUUUUAGAAAGCUUAUCUGAUUCCAAUAUGUGUUUCAAUUUGGUCCUGCCGCUCGGAUGGAGUAAUGGACUUUUCUGCUUAUUCCAUUCUUUCAUUCUGUCACAACCACCAUCUUUUGCAGCUCUUUGGUCGCCCUCAAUGGCUCACUGUUAGAUGGCGAUCACGUACAUAUGUAAACAAGGUUAAGGAGGAGCUGGAGAAGAGAGGCUGCCAAUUAAAGACUAGUUGUGAAGUAAAUUCUUUAUCAACGAAUGAAGAAGGUUGUACUGUAGCUUGCACUGAUGGUUCCAAAGACGUAUGCGAUGGAUGCAUAAUGGCUGCACAUGCACCAGAUACUCUGAGAAUGUUAGGCAAAGAGGCAGCAUACGAUGAAACAAGAAUACUUGGUGCUUUCCAAUAUGUUUAUAGCUUGUUAGAAGAAGGGGGCACGAUGUUCACCUUCGAAGGAUAAAAGCUCUCUUAAAGUUUCUCUUAGAGUUCAUAGUCCGCGGUUUUACUGGAAGGUUGCAACUCAAGGUGACUUAGGCCUUGCCGAUGCUUUUAUUCAAGGGGAUUUUUCUUUUGUUGAUAAGAAUGAAGGUCUUCUUAAUCUUUUCAUGGUGAGGAAAUGACUCUAUUUCUUUGUAAAUAGCUAUUUGUUGGUACUUGGCAUCCUGAAUUCUUUUACAGAUUUU